Messenger RNA from Humulus lupulus (European hop), 588 nucleotides. RefSeq names its product dirigent protein 21-like. NCBI's taxonomy places the organism in Eukaryota, Viridiplantae, Streptophyta, Magnoliopsida, Rosales, Cannabaceae. The record is from RefSeq and is a predicted model, not a curated record. The transcript has a single exon. The coding region runs from base 1 to 588 and encodes 195 amino acids.
AUGGCCAAAGCUUUCCAAACAACCACCCUCAACCUACUCAUCUCGCUAACGUUUUUCUUCUCUUUCUUGAUACUGACGACCGCAAAUGAUGAGUACUACAACUCUGUAGUACAGAGAAAACGUCAAGGGUUUAAGCGGGAGAAGCUGACCCAUUUUCACUUCUACUUCCACGACACAGUCAGUGGCAAAAAACCGACGAACGUUAAAGUGGCGGAGGCACCAACGACAAACACUUCGUCAACGUUUUUCGGGAUGGUGGCGGUGUUAGAUGACCCUUUGACGGUGGGGCCGGAGCCAACCUCGAAGCAGGUGGGAAGAGCUCAAGGAAUCGUUGCGGCGACUUCGCAGUCCGAUGUGGGACUUUUAAUGACUUUGAACUAUAUUUUCACGGAAGGGAAAUAUAAUGGUAGUAGCCUUAGCAUAUUGGGACACAACUCCAUACUUUGGGCCCUUAGGGAGAUGCCUGUCGUCGGUGGAACUGGACUUUUUAGGUUCGCAAGAGGCUAUGCUCUAGCAAAGACUUAUAUGUUCAACGCCACUAGUUUUGAUGCUAUUGUGGAGUACGAUGUCUAUGUCUUGCAUUAUUAG